Messenger RNA from Brachypodium distachyon (stiff brome), 803 nucleotides. RefSeq names its product monothiol glutaredoxin-S7, chloroplastic. The record is from RefSeq and is a predicted model, not a curated record. Bases 85 to 594 code for a protein of 169 amino acids. NCBI's taxonomy places the organism in Eukaryota, Viridiplantae, Streptophyta, Magnoliopsida, Poales, Poaceae. The transcript has 2 exons.
UACCGUUUUGCCAUCCGGUCCACCACAGCCACGACUCGUCUUCCUCGCAUCUGUCGCCGCCGGCGCGCGCCACACGCCACCGCGAUGGCCAUGGCCAUGUCCGCCUCUGCCCCAGCCGCCGCUUCCCUCCUGCCGCCCUUCCCCGCGCGGCCGCGGUCCGUGAGCUUCGCGGCGCUUCCUCCUUCUCGGGCGGCGGCGGGCCUGCGCCUCGGCCUCGUCGGCGCGCGCGCCGGGGCCCGGUCCGUGCGGUGCCUCGCGGCGGCGGCGGGGGGCGGAGGAGCGAUGAGGGAGACGCUGGACAAGGUGGUGGGGGCGCACAAGGUGGUGCUGUUCAUGAAGGGGACCAAGGACUUCCCGCAGUGCGGCUUCUCCCACACCGUGGUGCAGAUCCUGCGGUCGCUGGACGUGCCCUUCGAGACGCUCGACGUGCUCGCCAACGAGGCGCUCCGCCAGGGGCUCAAGGAGUACUCCAGCUGGCCCACCUUCCCGCAGCUCUACAUCGACGGCGAGUUCUUCGGUGGAUGCGACAUCACCGUUGAAGCAUACAAGAGUGGUGAACUGCAGGAAACACUAGAGAAAGCAAUGUGCUCUUAGUGAACGAUGGACCCCACGUCAUACAGUAAACCACAUAUCCCUUAUCGACACAAUCUUCAGCACAUUGGACAGAUAACUGGAGAUACAAUUUCCAAGCUGUAGACAAUUCAAAUUAUCAAGCAGUGAGAUCCCAAUGUACAUUGCACUUUUGCUAUGAUAAUUUUGGUGCAAACUGUGGUUAAUCAUACAAGCGUUGAUUCCAUGCUCUA